Jaminaea rosea is the source of this 366-nucleotide messenger RNA. Its product is annotated as SPC12-domain-containing protein. The transcript is spliced from 4 exons. Bases 1 to 366 code for a protein of 121 amino acids. Lineage: Eukaryota; Fungi; Basidiomycota; Exobasidiomycetes; Microstromatales. Gene Ontology annotation, biological process: protein targeting to ER. Gene Ontology annotation, cellular component: signal peptidase complex; endoplasmic reticulum membrane. The record is from RefSeq and is a predicted model, not a curated record.
AUGUCAGCUAUGCUCGACCAGGUCAAGGGCUAUUUCGAAGGCAAGGUGGACUUCCAAGGGCAACGCCUUGCCGACCGCAUCAACCAGGAGGUCUUGGUCAUGGGGGCACUCCUUGCCCUCUUCGUCGGCUUCGCCUUCUCCUCACUGCAGGUCAUGAUGCUCAUCUUUGCCGCCAUCUCCGCCGUUGACUUCGUUCUCGUCGUUCCCGCAUGGCCGUGGUAUCGACGUCACCAGACCAAGUGGCUGCCCAAUAUUCCCCGUUCAGACGCAGACGAAGCGAAAGCAACAGGGGAGCAAGGCAAAAGCGUCGACGAGGUCGAGAAGGAACCACUUCUUGCUGCUGCGGAGGGCAAGAAGGCAAGAUGA